AUGCCUCAAUCAAUCCUAUCUCGAAUAUUUAAAAAAUUCGAUAUAUUUGGUAGCGAAAUAGGUUUAACAUUUUAAAAAAGCAGUGUUUUCCAAACUACAUUUGGCGCUGGUAUAAGUCUAUUAUUCCUUUCAUUAAUGAUGGUAUUUUUUUGGAAUAAUUUUCUCUAAUUUUUCAAUAAAGAUGCCGUUACUGUAAAAAUAGAAGAUGAGUUUAAAUCCGACCCUGAAGAAAUCCAACUUGACUCAUCUAAAUUUAUGUUUGCCAUUCGCGCAGUAGAGGAUAAUUUUAUAAACAAUCCUUAUUUCAAUAUAAGUUUUAUUUAACGAAAAAGGUAAUUUCAUGAAAAUGGAAUAGUAAUACCAGAAAUAAAUGAAAUGAUGUUAGAACCUUGUACUUUAAAUCAUUGGAUUAAUUUACCUUCUUAUAAUAUUAGUUGGCCUGAAAUAUUCGAUAAGAAAUAACUUUAUAAUUACUUAUGUCCGAGUUUAAACGAUAAAUAUAGUGUCAGAGGAGCUUGGGGAAUGGGUUAAUAUGAUUAAUUAAUAUUGAAAAUAACUAAAUGUGAUACUAUUAAGUUUUCAACAGAAAAAUGGAGACCUAAAUGCCGUACAGAUAAAGAAUGGGAAAAAUAUUUAUAGGAAAAAUAUGUGGAAUUAGAAAUAUAUAUACCCAAUUAUAGUGUUAAUCCUAGUAAGUCUUCCGAUUAUAUAUAAAGUUAUUUAAAUACGGCAGAUUUAUAUUAUUAUGCUUAGCCUUAUAAAUAGAAGAAAAUAGUUGAUAUAUUUAUUUCGGAAUUUAAUAUUAAUACAGAUAUCAGUUUAUUGCCUUAUAAUGAUAUUUAAAGUGAAAAAUUCCCAUAUUUUAAUUUAGAUGGAUUCCGUGAAUAAAAUCUUAUUGGAGAUUUCGAAGAAUUCAUAGAAAUUUUUAUUAGUAGAAGUUAUUUUACAAAACUAAUUGAAAGAAAAUUUUAAAAAAUAGAUGAGAUUAUAGCAUAUGUGGGAGGAUUUGCAUAGGCUUUUUUAAUUUUUUCGGCUUUUAUGGUAAGUUAUUAUAAUGAGUACAUUUAUGCGAUAGAAUUGGCUAAUAAAUUAUAUGAUUUUGAUAAUCCUAUAGAUAAAAAAAAAAAGUUAAUUAAAAAAGUAAAUUAUGAGAAAGAUAAAAAAAUGAAUGUAGUUUAAAAAUUUAAUAUAAAAAGUAAUUUUAACUUAGACAUGAUUGAUACUCCUAAUAAUGAUAAUAUUGAACCAUUAUCGUCAAAUUCAAUUUAAAAAAUAAACUCUUUUAGAUUUUGUUCUUAAAAUUCUAAAAGAUUAAAUCUUCAUAAAAAAAUUUCUUUAUAUAGCGAAUAAUAUGAGUAAUAGUUAAAAGAUACCGAAAGUGAAAAAAAUACUGAAUAUUAACAUCAAAAAAGAGUACAGAUAUAAGAAAGAAAGCACUAGGAAGAUUCUGAUAUCAUUGAUAAUAACAAGAAUAAAUUCGUUAAAUUUAAUAAGACUGCUAUAAAAGUAAAGAAUAAUAAUAUGAAUAAAUAAAUAAUGAUUGAAGAAAUACAAAGAAAAAAAUUCUUAACUAAAGAAUUCAAGUACAUAAUAUAAAAAGAUAAGACUAUUUAAAUGAGUUAUGCGUAUUUUAUUAAUUAAAUUACUUGCGGUAAGUUUUGUAAAACAAGAAAAGUAUAAUUAAUUUUAAAAGCCUAAGAUUAAAUAGAAAAAGAUUUGGACAUUUUUAAUAUUUUAGAUAGACUGAAAGAAGUAGAGAAAUUAAAAAAAUUAUUCCUUAAUAAAGAAUAGCUUAUUUUAUUUAAUUUUUUCCCUAAACCAGUUAUUGAUAUAAAUAAAAACGAAGACGAAUAUAUCCCACCUUCAAGGGCUAUUUUAUAAGAAGAGUCUACGCAUAAUCUCCCUUCAGUGAAAAAAAUGAAAAUGGAAUUCGCAGAAACUCUUGUAAAAUUGUCCGAAAAUCCAGACUAAAUUAUGCCCAUGUCUGAAUUUUAAUAAGUUCUAGAAAAUAGUACAACAAAACUUUUGACAAGAAAUCUAAAACUUGAAGAAGCCUAAAAAUCAUUAUCAUUAUACAUAAAAUUCAUUCCUUCUUUAUAAUAAGAAUACUUCGAAUAAUGUACUGAUCAAUUUAUUAAUUUCGCCUUAAAUAUGACAGAUAAACAUAUAUACUAAGUUUUUAAAGUACAAUAUGAAUCAAGUUUUGGUAAAAUAAGUGAAAAACCUUAUAAUUUUAACGACUUAUGUUUAUAUAUAUGUAAACGUAUAUUAGGAAUUAAAAAUAAAUAAUGGACACUAUAUUUCGUUGAAUGUCGUUUAGAUACCACUAAAUAAAUAGAAAGGAAACUUCUUUUAUUAGAAAUGUUAGCUGUUAUAGCUCGCGAAAUCUAAAGUAAAGAAAUAUAUUACCCAAAAAUUCUUCCAAAUAUUCUACGCGCAAUGAUGGACGGGAUGAAAAAGUUCGAGAAAUAUACAGAAAAAUUCAAAAGUGAUUAAUUAAACGCAGACGCAAAAUAAUUUUAGGAAAACUUUGAAAAUUGGGUUAUUGAUUAUUUGAAUAGAUUCAUGACUUUUAUGAAAAACCUUCCCGAAAUAAAAAACAUUAAAAAAAUUUUGAGUCCAAACGAAUUAAUCGAAGUCGAUUUUGAAACUGGACAAAUUUUAAACAAAAACAUUGACCCUAAAAUCCUCAUUAAUACCUUUGUAGUUUUCUUCUAUUUAGAUGUAAUGUAAGGAAUCACAGAAGCCCUAGAUGAAAGUGGUGUUUUUAACGAAAAAAACGUCAGGAAUUUUUUAGAUGUAUCAUAAAAACAUUUCUUGGAAAUAAUACCGGGUCAGAUUGAACUUGUGGAAAUCUUCCUUUGUUAGUUAAGGUUUAAUACUUUCUCGAAUACUCAAAUUCCAAAAUAUUAAAACAAAGAAGAUGAUGAUAAUUAAUCAAAAGAAGAUAAUUAUAAGGAACCUGAAUAUUUAGGGGAAGAGGAAGAAGGUAAUAAUAAAAAAUACGAUUGGAUGGAUAGUGAAGAUGAUGAAAACGAGAUUGAAAAAAAGAGAAAAAAGAACUAUUUUUGUUAGUAAUUUAAAUUUCGAACUUUCAGAUAAGGAAAUUAAGCAAUUCUUUUCAUAAUUUGGUUAAAUAGAGGAUUUUAUUGUACCAAGAAACGAAGGAUAAUUAGUUAAUAAAGGAAAAGCUUUUAUUGA
This is a messenger RNA of Ichthyophthirius multifiliis, 3201 nucleotides long. Its product is annotated as small GTP-binding protein, putative. Gene Ontology annotation, cellular component: nucleus. Gene Ontology annotation, biological process: reciprocal meiotic recombination. Lineage: Eukaryota; Ciliophora; Oligohymenophorea; Hymenostomatida. The record is from RefSeq and is a predicted model, not a curated record. The transcript has 8 exons. Gene Ontology annotation, molecular function: double-stranded DNA binding.